Molecule: messenger RNA, 3097 nt
Organism: Photinus pyralis (common eastern firefly)
Lineage: Eukaryota; Metazoa; Arthropoda; Insecta; Coleoptera; Lampyridae
Exons: 2
Coding region: 1557-2339 (260 amino acids)
Source: RefSeq, a predicted model, not a curated record
GAUGAGCAAUGUACGUACGGGACCAGGAAGUGACGUCACACCAAUCAGAAUCGAGUAUUUCGGUCACGUGGUCACGUGUGAGCCAAUCAGAAUGCAGUAUCGGCCAUUUUGUCUACGUCACAUUUUGGCUGUUUUGCGUCCGGGGGGAUCUAGACCAGGAAACGCGUCACACCAAUCAGAAUCGAGUAUUUCGGUCGGCCAUUUUGUCUACGUCACAUUUUGGGUUGGAUCAGGAAACGUGUCACACCAAUCAGAAUGCAGUAUCGGCCAUUUUGUCUACGUCACAUUUUUGGGUUGGAUCAGGAAACGCGUCACACCAAUCGGAAUGCAGUAUCGGCCAUUUUAUUUACGGCGUCACACCAAUCAGAAUGCAGUAUCGGCCAUUUUGUUUACGUCAUAUCUAGGUUUCCCGCGUUUAUUUCUGGACCAGGAAACGCAUACUGCUGAUUAGAAUUUACCGGACGCUGCUUCCUGUUGACGUGAACGGAUGUUGCUUCCUGUUCCCGCCAUUUACGUUUCCUGCUGAUUAGAAUUUACCGGAUGCUGCUUCCUGUUGACGUGACCGGACGCUGCUUCCUGUUGAUGUGAACGGAUGUUAGUUUCCUGUUAACGACCGGACGCUGUUUCCUGCUGAUUAGAAUUUACCGGAUGCUGCUUCCUGCCGAUAACCGGAUGUUGCUUCCUGUUCCCGCCAUUUACGUUUCCUGUUGACGUGACCGGAUGCUGCUUCCUGUUGACGUGACCGGACGCUGUUUCCUGCUGAUUAGAAUUUACCGGAUGUAAGUUUCCUGUUAACAUGAACGGAUGCCCGUCGAUACAUGAAUUACGAAUCUACCGCUUUAGUCAACUGAGCUAAAAGGGGCGCGCGAUUGCAGGGGCGUAGAGGGUGGCGUUAGAUACUCACAUAUGAGCUACAGCUAACCCUACCUGCUAUAGGUAUAGAGUAACAGCGUGCGAAAUUUAGUUGUUAUUAUAAUUAGAAUGGGAAGCUGCAAUCUCGCGAUAGUGUUUAUUUAUAGCAGCUAUGAUAAGACGCUUAAAGGUGUAAUAACCAUUUUAUUUUAAUUAAUAUAAUAAAUAUCUACAUAUACAAAAUGCUAGAAAUUAUGAAGCUACAAAGUUUUUUGUGUGCGCUCCGCCAUAAUACAAUCUCUACAAUAAAUCAUUAACGGCGCUGGACCAUCGAUGUGGGUGCGCUGCCAUGGUUGAUUCCAGUGUUUUGUACAUCGUAUUCGAUUCCGCAGCUCACAAUCUCUUUGAAAUACGGUUGGAAUCUUGAUCCAUAUUUUCAAUAAGUCAUUUACACUUAAACUUAACAAUUCGCUCUUCGUCUCAAUAUAAUUAGACUCCUUUUGAGCCUCUCGCCUAGCGAUGUUGUAAAGUAUUCGAUCCAUUAUCGUUCGAUAUGAGGACCGAAAUGAACAUUAGCAUCCCCGUUUUAUACCUACACCUUUAAGAUACACUGCGCAUGAUGGAUUUCUUCAAAUCCCCUCCAAAAGUACUUUUAAGAGCAGGUAUAAGAGUAAUAAGAAAGUAAAAAAUCGAUUUAUAUCGAGAUGAGUGCACAAAUACAGCAACAAUCGCAAGAUUCGUGGGGUAGCGAAGAUGAUGCAAAGUCAUCACUUUCGCUGGAUAAAUUAUCGGUGAAUGAAUCCUCGAAAGAGGAGCAAGGAAAGGAAACCUUAAUAUCUUCGUGGUCGUUAUUCUUAGACGGAGGCAUUAUUCUCGAAGUUGGCGUUACACUGGACGAGUACUUUUUCGAUUCCAUCGUGCAAAUAUCAUGUCCUCCGCAUUAUGAUGACCAGUAUUUACAAUUUGAGCGUUGCGAAUGGAAAGAAAUAUUCAAUUUUAAAACUGAACACUUAAUUAAACAUAUGGUGCAGUGUACGCCUAAAAGAAGGAGCAAGCAUGAAAUUUUUACCGAGUCCAAAAUAAUAAUACUUGAAGCGGAAGAAGAAGAAGACGGCGGAUGUAUUCGAAUAAGCGAAUCAGAUAAAUCUAUAAUAUUUUCCAAGCAAGCAAUCGAUAUGAUAUUUAUCGCUUCCGAAGUAAUUACUCAAAAAUUGGAUGUUGCCAACCACUAUGCGAUGUAUUGUCUUUAUGAUGACUUUACGCGUGAGGUUGCAAAAAUUCUACAUACCGAAGGUGUUACUAGCGAAGAGAGCAUUUUAUCGAGAGGGAAAUUGAUAUGCCAAAAUCUCAAAUUGUUAACAUCGCUAAGCAGUUGGAAGGAAAAGUAUGAUAAUUUGCAAGACUUGACUCUUCUAACAGAAAUUGUAAACAUUCACCCUCGAAAAUUUAUAAAUACGGUUGUUAGUAAAAUUAGCAUGUUAAAAUAAAUAAUUUUUUAACAUAAAAAUGCUUUUUAUUUAUUCAUAGGUAUGGAUACACAUCAACUUAUUAUCCACCUAAUGCCGCAUAUACAAUUCAAUAUGUUUAUCAAACUUUAAAAGUUUAGCUAAUACAUUAUAUAAUUGCUCCAAUACGCCUUUAUUAGCACAAUGAAUAUUGAAUAAGGAUAGAUCAAUGUCACCUGAUUGAAUUACACGACCUGUAUAUUCACUAUAUUUAUGAAAUUUAUUUCCGGUGAUAAAGUAUAGGUAUCCAUCCAUGUAUUUGAAUAUAGAAGUUAUCUUAGCCGGAAUAUCCGGAAAGGUUUCCGCAUAUAUUAAGCGAUUUUUAGGCCGAUGACUACAAUCAUCCAAAUCUAGCAGUUCAUUUGCACCAUGAUAAAUAAGCGUGCGUCCGGUAUAGGUGUUAACUGCAGCAUUCACUUUAUGGCUGUUGGGAAUUGUGAAGUGGCUAUAAGGUUGAGGCCAUCCUGGUAGCAGUUGCAGACUAGGGAAUUGCACUAUAUAUAUGCGACCGCCACUAAAGAAGACAACAUCACCGUUAGGCUUUUGAUAUACCGCUUCCAAACGUUUAAAAGAUGCCGGAAGAAACGUUAACCACUCAAGCAGAUUCUUGGCAGGUUCCACUUUGCUGCUGUUUAACGCAGAUAUCCAAACCCAAUGUUCAUAAAACAUAUAAAGUCGUUUGUUUAGAAUCAAAAAGUGUUCGAUUUGAAUGGUACACAGGUCAGGUGGUUUAAUGGUCU